AACCCUGCUAUAUUCAAACAGAAAUCCAGGUGUGAAACAAUGGCAUCGUCGCCUCUAACCGGCAAGCUCGAGUUUGACGUCGAGAUCGACGCUACUCCCGAACAGUUCCACCAUAUGUGGGCACACAGGCCGCACCAUGUGCACCACACCAGCUCCGAGAAAGUGCAAGGAUGCGAUUUACACGAAGGCGAAUUCGGGAAAUCCGGCGUCACCAUUUGCUGGAAAUAUGUGCACGAUGGAAAGGCUAAAACAGCGAAGCAGGUGGUGGAUUAUGACCACGAUGGCAAGUCCAUAGUAUUCACAAUGCUAGAAGGUGAUCUGAUGGAUGAAUACAAGAGCUUCGUGAUCACGAUUCAAACUCUGCCCAAGGAGGAUGGUAAAGGCUGUAUAGCGCACUGGAUUUUGGAUUACGAAAUGCUGCAUGAAGGCGUCGGACACCCCGAGAGUCUGCGUCAGUUCUUUAUCGAACUCACCGCCGAUAUGGCUGCUCACCUCGUCAAAGAGGAAUAGUUUAAAGCUAUGAAAAAGAAAUCCCAUCUAGAACCGCCUGCUGUUUGUGUUAUUGACUGUAAAGUACCCAUCUGAGAAUAAAAAUGGGAUCUUUGUACUGUGUUUGAUGAGGCUGUACGUAGCUUUCUGUGUUUCUCUGUAUGUCUUCUGUUUCUAUGUUUCUAAAUGAAACUUCUUUUGUGCUGUA
This is a messenger RNA of Hibiscus syriacus, 697 nucleotides long. Its product is annotated as MLP-like protein 43. Bases 40 to 510 code for a protein of 156 amino acids. Gene Ontology annotation, biological process: defense response. The record is from RefSeq and is a predicted model, not a curated record. The transcript is spliced from 2 exons. NCBI's taxonomy places the organism in Eukaryota, Viridiplantae, Streptophyta, Magnoliopsida, Malvales, Malvaceae.